Molecule: messenger RNA, 273 nt
Organism: Rodentolepis nana
Lineage: Eukaryota; Metazoa; Platyhelminthes; Cestoda; Cyclophyllidea; Hymenolepididae
Source: the annotation of a GenBank genome assembly
AUGCUGCCAGUGUGCUUGGUUAUUCUGACCAUUGGGCGUACACCAGUUGAAGAUGAUGGUAUACAGAUACUUUGUGCGGACCUUCUCCAAGCCUACCACCUGCAACAUCGCCGACUAGAAGUUACUUUGACAACUAUCGCUCAAGCAAUGAAUCCAAACUCAGACCCAAUCACCACCAUUGUUGACACUGUCAAUCUUCCUUCCAAGUGUGCUCUUCCUCGAGCUAAGGGCCUUCAUCGACUCAACCUGGCUGAUAAUAAGAGUUUUGACUGA